Anopheles coustani is the source of this 1486-nucleotide messenger RNA. Its product is annotated as protein BCAP-like. The record is from RefSeq and is a predicted model, not a curated record. NCBI's taxonomy places the organism in Eukaryota, Metazoa, Arthropoda, Insecta, Diptera, Culicidae. The coding region runs from base 64 to 1284 and encodes 406 amino acids. The transcript has 4 exons.
UUGUUGCAGAUUCAUAAGUGUUCGUUCGAUUUUACAGCAACUAAAAACUAUUAGCUCAUCGAAAUGUCGGAUAAACCAAUGCAAAGUGACGAAAGCAAUGAAAGCCAAACUAGUGCCGGCUGUGCAGAACCGGUGAGGAACUGCAUCUUGGAGCACGAAUCUGUUCAACAGAUAAGGCAUCUGAUAUCACUAGAAAAAUCAACUGUGUUUGUCGAACUUGUACGUGUUGCGUCUAAAAAUAUCCAGCAGCAUAAGUAUAUCGAAUCCCUCGAAAAGGCGCUCGAAAAAUCGAUCGAAGAAAUGGUGGCUAUAAAGCAACUUCUUCUAAGCGACGAAGAAUACCAAUCUGCUGUGGAAACUUUAAAACAUCAAAGACAGAAGCUUGCACACAAAUUCGAAGCCGAACAUCAGAAAAUCGAUUCGUUUGUAAAACAGAUUGAACAGGCUCAAUUGCAGGAAAAAAAUGAGGUUAGAAUCAAUCGAGUGACAAUGGAAAAAUUAAACAAACACAUUGCUGCGAUGGGAGGGAAAGCAUCCAAGCAGGCAAAUGAAUACAGUGCACUACUAAAAUGCUGUACUUCAUGUAAGCCAGAACUUACUGGAAAUAUCGAAGAACUGGAAAAGGAAAUCGAAACCUCAUCUGCUGCCAUAAAUGAGUCGACAUCUAAGUAUGAAAUGUUGAAAAAGGAAUAUGCAUCGAAAAACAUAAAACUUUCUGACGACGUGGCACAAAUGCAGUACGAAAAUGAGCAAAUGAAGCGUACUAUUUCCGAAAAGCAUGAGACCAUCUCAAAAUUGAAAUUCUUGCAAGAAAAAGCUGCGGAAGAUUUAAAACAAAUCAAGUUGAAAAACGAACAAAAUAUGAAUAAUUUUAAACAAGAACUGGUCGACGUAGAGCAAGAAUCAAAGAAAUUGAGUGACGAAAAUCAACAUGCUUGUGAUGCAAUUAGAAUACUAAAAGAAAGUAUUCAAAACGAGGAAAAUGAAAUUCGUGCUCUGCAAGAAAAAACGAGCAGUGUAGAAAAGAAUGUAGCUAAAUUGGAUGAGGACAUAAAGACAGCCAAAAUUCGAAUCAACAGCAUGGAGGAACAACUUAAAAAACUGAAAAAAGAAUCUUCAACUACCGGUAUCACGAUAACACCAGCUCCAAAAAGACUGCAGUUCGCUACGGUUCGACCACUUCAAACGAAAAAAACAUACCAUUCGAGUGCCAUUCCGACACUAGACCGGGAGAGCGAUUCUAUCAGCAUAGUAAGUGUCAUUCCACCACGACAAUCGCGUUAGAUACGUAGAGAGUUUCAAUUCUAGAUUCGACACCGCAGAGGACAUGGAUGAUAAUUAACUGCCGUCACCUUUUUACCUUUUUCAUUUUUACCCUGUAAUCUAAAUCUUUAAAAACUUGUUUUUAAAAUUAAAACAUCAAUUAUACAUUACUAUAGCGCUCUGGAUUGAAUUUUCAAUAAACAUGAAAUUACUUUUUGGCAAA